AUGAGAAUCAGGAACUGUCAUUCAUUUGAAUAACUCAAGAAUUAUUAAUCUAUUAAAUUAAGCACUUUUAUUUAAGAUAUUCAUUAAGCAGGUAGAAAUAUCAACACAUCUACAUCUGAAUUCAUCUAACCAAAAUCUUAUUCUAGACCAUGUUUAAAAAAGAUGGAAUAAUAAAAAUUUGUUAAUCAUUUGUAUUAAUCUUAUUAAUACGAAAAAAAAGCAGUUUAAUAAGGACUUCUAACACUUUAACACUUAAAUAAAUAUUUAUAACCAAGAAAGAGUAACUUAUAUUUAUUAAUAUGUUUUAAGGACAUUUUGAUUUGAAAAAGGACAUAAAUUUUCUUAAAAAGACUAAGUUCUAAACUUGCAUUCAAAAAUUAAGAGCUGCUAAUAUUAUAUUAAAUGCAUCAAAAGGUUAACAAUAAAAAUAUGAGAUAAUUUAAGAAACUAUUGAAUGUAAAAAAAAUUAAAAGGAUGAUAUUGAAUUCAUAUAAAAAAUGAAUGAAUGUUAAGUUUAGUAAAGAAUGAAAAAAUUGCUUAAAUUUAAAACUACUCCACUUUUUAUAGAUGUUAAUUAAACAAAUGAAAAUUGA
Messenger RNA from Paramecium pentaurelia, 593 nucleotides. The record is from the annotation of a GenBank genome assembly. Lineage: Eukaryota; Ciliophora; Oligohymenophorea; Peniculida; Parameciidae.